Venustampulla echinocandica is the source of this 1194-nucleotide messenger RNA. Its product is annotated as Subtilisin-like protein. The transcript has 4 exons. Gene Ontology annotation, biological process: proteolysis. Lineage: Eukaryota; Fungi; Ascomycota; Leotiomycetes; Helotiales; Pleuroascaceae. The record is from RefSeq and is a predicted model, not a curated record. Gene Ontology annotation, molecular function: serine-type endopeptidase activity. Bases 1 to 1194 code for a protein of 397 amino acids.
AUGGCCCCAUAUCUUGCUAAGCUCGCCGCAUUGGCAGCAGUCAUUGCACCCCUUGUCUUCGCAGCACCCGCUUCCAACCUCAAGGUUCGGAAUUCUGAUGCCACCAAUGUGGUGCCGGAUAGCUACAUUGUGGUGUACAACGACCAGGUCAGCGCUGCGACUGCCGCCUCGCACAUCGAUAGGGUUAGCUCGCUGAUCUCAAAGCGCGAUACCGACGGAAUUGGAGCAACCUACGAUAUGGAUCUGCUGAAAGGGUAUCAGAUCACUGCCGAUGAGGAUACCAUUCAACAAAUUGCCGCCUCACCAGAGGUCGCAUACAUUGAGAAGGAUGGCAAGGUGCAAGCCUGGGAUUUGUUGACGGAGUCUGAUGCACCGUACGGUCUUGCCCGCGUUUCUCACAGGACCCUUGGAACCUCUACAUCCUACGUCUAUGAUUCCUCAGCUGGCAGUGGUGUCACUAUCUAUGUCGUGGAUACUGGCAUCUACAUUGAACACGCUGAAUUUGGGGGUCGGGCUUCGUUUGGUGCUAACUUCAUCUCUGGCUCUCCCAACACCGACGAGUACGGUCAUGGAACCCACUGUGCUGGAACAGCAGCAGGCACUACCUACGGUGUAGCCAAGAAUGCCAAGCUCGUCGCUGUCAAGGUCCUCGACAAGAAUGGCUCCGGAUCGUUUUCCGGCGUGAUCUCUGGAAUUCAAUGGGUGGGUAACAAUGCUGCUCCCAAUUCGGUCCUCACCAUGUCCCUUGGAGGCGGCCAAUCCUCCGCUGUAAACUCAGCUGUCGCCAGUACUGUCAGGGCUGGGGUGACCGUCGUAGUCGCGGCUGGCAAUUCCAACGCCGAUGCAAGCGGCUACUCUCCUGCCUCUGAGCCUACCGCUAUCACCGUUGGCGCUACAGACUCCUCUGAUACCCGAGCCUCUUUCUCUAACUGGGGUAGCCUCCUAGACAUCUUUGCACCAGGCGUUAAUAUUCUCAGCUCGUGGAUUGGCGGGAGGACUGCCACCAACACCAUCAGCGGUACCAGCAUGGCUACUCCCCAUAUUGCUGGCCUUGCAGCCUACCUCAUCAGCCUUGAGGGCUUGUCCGGCCCAAAUGCAGUCGUCGCCCGUCUUCAGCAACUGGCCACCUCUGGGAGGGUCACUGAUGCAAAAAGCCCGAAAAACUUGAUUGGCUACAACGGCAGCGGUCUGUAA